AAAGUCGUGUGUUUUAUCAGAUUCCUUGCAGAUAGUUCAAUUGGUACACAUUGGGAAACCUAUUAAUUUCAUCAUCAUGCUAAUGUGCCGGAGACAACUAGACUUUCAUAUGAAUGAUAUUAACAAUAUAUCUUCAACACAUUUAGUUUUCACCAUCAGUAUUCGGUCCACUGGACCGCCUAAUCUGGUUCAGAGUUCUGUUAAGUGGUUUCAUCUCCCUCCCGAUUGCAGUUGCGGGGAAUUGAACCGUGAUUCUUCUUACCAAGUUCAGCGUCAAUCACCACUAAAUCAACUAACGAUUGAUUGAUGUUCUAGUAAAGAUGAGAGCUAAUAAGUAAUAACUUACAAAUUUCGAUUGCGGUUGACAAAGAAAAGACAAUUAUUAUUAUUUUUAAAAAAAAUCCAAUUUUUAAUUUUCUACUGGUCCUAGGGUUCACGCUUUUGAAAAUUCGAAAAAACGCACAAAACAAAACCGAGAGAGAGAGAACAGAUAUUUCACCACCUUCUCCCGCCGUCUUCUUCCACCAACCCUUCCCUUUUCUCUUUCCCUCUCUUCAACCCUAAAUCACUGAACCUAAACGCCGUCGUUUUCAUCUUCGAAAAUCCAAAUUUUCACUUUUUUCUUUUCUCUGAGGCAUUUCAUCAAACAUGUCAGCGAAGUGGCGUGCACUUCAACACCGUCACAAAUACACUUACAACGCCGUCGUUUUCCCUUCUUCCUAUCUCAAUUCCCUUCACCAAAACCCUAAUCCUUCUUCCCCUUUUCAUCACAACCUGGUUCAAUUCACAACCCUCACUUCAACUUACUCUCAACUCACCCUUGCCAAAAACCUAGCUGCAUCAUUCAUCAAUCUCAUUAACAAUGAAUCUAAACCUGAUUCGGGACCCGAAAUCGUUAUUGUGUCGAAGCUCUAUUUUGAGCUUCUGUUUUUGGAAAAUUCUUCACCUUUGCAUAGAACCCUUCUUUCAGUUUUGCCAAAGGUUAAAAAUUUUCAUGAGAUAUUAUCUGGGUCUUUUAGGGAGGUUGUGGAGGAGUAUAGUAAUGGUAAAGGGAAACGAUUUGCGGUGUCGCGUGUUGCACUUUCUGUUAUGGGGUUGGCGAAAUUGGGUUAUUUGAAUGAUGUUGUUGAGUUUUGUGCUGUUUUGGUUGCUGCUGAUGUUGUUCGUAGUUUAAAUGGCGUUGUUUUGGAGACGAAUGUUGAUUUGUCUCGUCCUUCGCCUAUUGUAAUGGAACAGUGUCAAGAUGGUAUGUCUUGUUUGUAUUACUUGCUUCAGAAGUUUCCUUCAAAGUUUAGUUGUGGUGAUGAAAAUGGGAUUGCAAUUGAUGGGUUUUCGAGUGUGAUGGAGGGGAUCGUUAGUGUUGUUUUGAGUUUGAUGGGGUCUGAUGCUUUUUCUAGGGAUUGUUUUGUUGCUGCUGGUGUUGCUCUUUGUGCUGCUCUUCAAGUUUGUAUUAGUUCGGAAGAGCUUGGUUUGGUUUUGAUGCAAGGUAUUUUUAAUUUGAAGGUUUCGGAUUCAAGUAGUGUUGGAAAUGUUGAUUGUUGUGAUAGUGAAUUUAUGAAUGCUGUUAGGAAGGUUCCGUGUAAGGGUGAUGAUGUUUAUCGUAGGAUAUGUAGUAUUUCUGUUCUCAGUAGGAUUUGUUUGAUUAGAGGGAUUCUUACUGCGGUUUCUAGAAACUUGCUUAAUACUCAAUUUAGUGUUGUGGAUGGUUGUGAAGGGAGUGUUAAGAAGAAGUCUAUAUUGUAUGAUGGAAUUUUGCCUGAGCUAUGUAGGCAUUGUGAGAGUCCUACUGAUAGUCAUUUCAAUUUUCAUGCAUUGACUGUGAUGCAAAUUUGUUUGCAGCAGAUAAAAACGUCGAUGCUGUCGAAUCUUACUGAUCUGUCGGGAGAUUACGAUCCUAUUCCCGAGGAAAUGGGGAUGCGGAUACUUAGGAUUAUUUGGAAUAACUUGGAGGAUUCUUUGAGUCAGACAGUGAAACAGGUUCAUCUCAUUUUUGAUCUUUUUAUGGAUAUUCAAUCCUCCCUGCGUUGGUCGGAGGGAGACAAACAGAUUAAAGUGUUUUUGGGGAAGAUUGGAGCAGAUCUUCUUUCUUUGGGGUCACGGUGUAAGGGGAGAUACAUUCCUUUAGCAUUGCUAACCAAGAGGCUGGGAGCGAAAAAAAUGUUGGAUAUGUGUCCAGACCUGUUAUUCGAGACAAUACAUGCUUAUGUUGAUGAUGAUGUGUGUUGUGCCGCAACGUCGUUUCUGAAGUGCUUUCUUGAAUAUUUGCGUGAUGAGUGCUGGGAGAUGGAUGGUAUUGAAGGUGGGUAUGCUCUCUAUAGAGGGUAUUGUCUUCCCCCAAUUAUGUAUGGGUUGGCCUCUGGGUUCUCGAAACAUCGCACCAAUUUAAAUACUUAUGCUCUGCCAGUUUUGCUGGAAAUUGAUGUGGAUAGUAUAUUUCCUAUGCUUUCUUUUGUUUCGGUUGGGCCAGAUGGGGAUGAAAAGGGACUGCAAUAUCCAGAACUUGUUUGUGCAAACCUGGAAUUGAAUCUUGAACAGAAAAUUGCUAUUCUAGUUUCCUUGCUUAAGGUAUCUCGGUCACUAGCUUUGGUUGAAGGGGACAUUGAUUGGUGUGAAAAUCCUUCCACAAAUGAAGAAGAGCAUGGGAUUGGAACACAAAGCCAUGCUCUUGUAUGCAUUAAGGGAAUAGAUAUUAAGAUCCAUGUUCUGUGGCUAGUAAAUGCAUUGACCCAUGUUGAUGAGUCACUACGUGUAGAUGCUGCGGAGUCUCUUUUCUUGAAUCCCAAAACGUCGAGUCUUCCUUCUCAUUUAGAGCUCACUUUAAUGAAGGAAGCUGUGCCUUUAAAUAUGAGGUGCUGUUCUACAGCUUUUCAGAUGAAGUGGGGAAGCUUGUUUCGUAAGUUCUUCUCUAGGGUUCGAACAGCCUUAGAGAGACAAUUCAAGCAAGGAAGCUGGAACCUUCUUGAACGUAUUAAAGGUAACAAAGAGGAUUGUCCUUCAGAAGGGAAUAAGGAAUUGACAAUGAAAAGAGCAGAUGAUCUUUUCCACUUUAUGAGGUGGUUUAGUGGCUUCUUAUUUUUCUCAUGCUAUCCUUCUGCUCCUUACAAGAGAAAAAUAAUGGCAACAGAUCUCAUCUUGAUUAUGAUAAACACUUGGUCUAUUAAGUCAUCGAUAAUCGAGGAGUCCGACAAUUCAUUGUCGGAAAUUCAUCUCUAUCCUUACAGCAAGGGUAUGACUUCUUCUGAUUCAACCCUAUUGUUGGUCGGUUCCAUUGUUGAUAGUUGGGACAGGUUGAGAGAGAGCGCGUUUCAGAUAUUACUCCAUUAUCCGAACCCACUACCUGGAAUUUCAAGUGAAGAGAUGCUGAAGAAGGUAAUUGCUUGGGCUAUGAAAUUAGUUUGCAGUCCACGUGUAAGGGAAAGUGAUGCCGGUGCUCUGACUUUACGACUUAUAUUUAGAAAGUAUGCAAUAGAUCUAGGUUGGUUGAUUGAAGAUCCAUUCAAUAUUUCCCAUUUAAGCUCAAAGUCUGAAUUAGUAAAUGGGGUUAAUCAGUCUAGUAAAUUAAGGAAUCCUGUAAUACUGUAUUUGAAAUCAAUGAUUGACUGGCUGGAUGUUGUUGUAAGAGGUGGAGAGCAAGAUCUUACUAAAGCAUGCAAGAACAGCUUUGUCCAUGGUGUAUUACUUGCUCUACGUUACGCGUUUGAGGAGUUGAACUGGAAUUCUGAUGUCGUAUCGUCAAGCAUCUCAGAGAUGAGAUAUUUGCUGGAAAGACUUUUAGACCUUGUUGUGCGGAUAACUUCGUUGGCACUAUGGGUGGUUUCUGCAGAUGCUUGGCAUCUGCCUGAAGAUAUGGAUGAGAUGGUUGAUGGUGAUGAUCUUUUGUUGGAUGUACCAGAUCAUGACAAUGAGCAUAUGCCUUCAUCUGAAUAUGAGAACAAUAAUUCAAAGCCUUCCCAUGAUAUCAGAGCAUCAGAACAGAUUGUCAUGGUUGGUUGUUGGCUGGCUAUGAAAGAGGUGAGCCUUCUUUUGGGGACUAUUAUAAGAAAGGUACCAUUGCCAAGUAAUGCAUGUUCAGAUUCGUCUGAGCUAGAGGGGGCUUCUAUUGACACUGUUAACAGUUCAUCUGAUGCUGUGCUUGAUUUGGAACAACUUGAAACAAUUGGAAAUCAUUUUUUAGAAGUUCUCUUGAAGAUGAAGCACAACGGUGCGAUUGAUAAGACGCGUGCUGGCUUCACAGCUCUUUGCAAUCGUUUACUUUGCUCCAAUGACCCAAGGCUACAUAAAUUGACAGAGUCAUGGAUGGAGCAACUCAUGCAAAGAACAGUGGCCAAAGGACAAGUAGUGGAUGACUUACUGAGAAGAAGUGCCGGAAUACCCGCUGCAUUUACUGCUCUGUUCCUAUCAGAGCCAGAAGGCACACCAAAGAAGCUCCUUCCAAGGGCAUUAAGGUGGCUUCUUGAUGUGGGAAAUGGGUCUAUGUUGAAUCAGGUCGAAAGUGAUAACUUGAAAGACAACCCAUGCAAGUCAAAUGGUUCAAUGAAAGAAAAUAGUUCUACACAGGAAGCUGAGAGAAAUGUGAGAGAGAUGUCAUCAAAGAUCAGAGAUGAAGGUGUCAUUCCUACAGUGCAUGCAUUUAACGUUCUAAAAGCUGCAUUCAAUGACUCUAACUUGGCUACUGAUACAUCUGGUUUCUCUGCCGAGGCUAUGAUUUUGUCUAUUCGCUCUUUCUCAUCUCCAUACUGGGAAAUCCGAAACAGUGCUUGUCUGGCUUACACUGCUUUGGUUCGUCGCAUGAUUGGAUUCCUCAAUGUUCAUAAGCGAGAAUCAGCACGACGAGCAAUAAGCGGGCUUGAGUUUUUUCACAGGUAUCCAUCACUGCAUUCAUUUCUUUUCAAUGAACUGGAAGUUGCAACCGAGUUUCUGGGUCCUACAUCUUCAGGAGAUUUAGAAUCUGUUAGGGGAAAUAAUCUGCAUCCGAGUUUGUACCCGAUUCUGAUUCUUUUAUCAAGGCUGAAGCCUUCAUCAAUUGCUGGGGAAAGAGGAGAUAAACUAGACCCAUCUCUUUUAAUGCCUUGGAUUAGGAGGUGCUCAACCCAAAGUAAUUUACGAGUCCGUGUUCUUGCAUCUAGAGCUCUAACAAGUCUUGUAUCAAACGAGAAGUUGUUGUCAGUCCUUCUCAGCAUUGCUUCCGAGCUGCCGUGUGUAGAAAACUUUGUCAAAUCAGGUUCCCGCGGGAUUUCCUACAACUUAAUCCAUGGAAUUCUCUUGCAGUUGAGUUCUCUGCUGGAAGUAAAUUGUAGUAAUCUUGCUGAUAACUCGAAGAAAGAUCUCAUUGGUGAGUUGAUCCAAAUUCUUAUACCCCGGUCAUGGAUUGGAAGACCUACUCGAUGCCAGUGCCCUAUCCUCAAUGAAACAUUCAUAAGAGUUCUGGAUCAAAUGCUCCAUAUUGCAAGGACAUGCCAGAUAACCCAACAUUUUUUUGCCAUUCGCAACCUACUUUUGGAGUUGUCGACAGAAUGCUUAGAUUUGGAAUCUUAUGGGCAGCCUUAUUAUGACGCAACCAUUGCUGAACUCCGUGAACAAGCGGCCAUUUCCUAUUUCGGUUGUUUGUUUCAAACAUCUAAGAAUGAGGAAGAUUCAACCCAUUUGCCACUGAAAUAUUGUCUUCCCAGUACAAAAUCAUUGCCGAAACAUGAUAUGAAGAAUGCAUCGACUGGUAUUUUGGAUAGGUUGAUUCGCUGCUUGUCUGAUUCAUUAUAUGAAGUUCGACUUGCAACACUGAAGUGGCUGCUGAAGUUCUUGAAAGCGACCGAGUCUGGUAGCAAGCUCUGUGAUUUUUCUAUUGACGACAUUAGUAUUAUUCACCUCUGGGCAAAAACUAAUCUUCAUGGAACAUUGGUGAAGAUUUUAGGAUCAGAGAAGAACCACAAGUGUAAGUAUUACAUUCUGAGGAUCCUUGUAGCUUGGAAUUUGCUGCAAUUUGAAAAAGCUAGCCAUGACAAGUGCACCGACACAAGUUAUGUUGGUGAAAUGGACUUUGACUCUGUGUCGCAAUUUUGGAAUGAGUUAGUUUCUAUGUACAAUCAAACAAGACAUGCAAAGACCCGUGAAACCCUUAUUUAUUGUCUUGGAGUAUGUGCUAAGAGAAUUACAAUGUUGUUUGCAAGUUCUUUUCCAUCUAACGAAGCAAUGAAGUUUGUGGUUUGUGGCGAAAGGAAUCAGAAGAUAAGUUGGUUGUUCGAUUGCAUUGUUUAUUUCUGUAACAUGAUUAAGCAAUGCAGUUUACCAUCAGAACAAACAAGUAUGCGCCACGCAGCGGCUGGAUCCUUAAUAGCGUCUGGUAUACUCGAGCAGGCCGAGCUCCUUGGCUCGAUUGUUUACAACGAUCAUAUUCCCUCUGCCACAUUGCCUUCUUGUUUUGUAAAAAAUGGAAGUGUGAAUUCGUAUGCUCAUCAUGUGCUUAAUGCAUGGUUCACAUGCAUCAAGCUUUUGGAAGACGAAGACGACUCGGUUAGAUUGAGUCUUGCUUCAGAUGUUCAAAAGUGUUUUACUUCAGAAAGAAUUGGAAGCAAAGUUCCUCAUGAAUUGGUUCCAAUCCAAGUAGAUAGAGUGAUAAGAUUCUGUUUCGAUCAUCUCUCUUCUAUUUUUGGUCACUGGAUUGAUUACUUCAACUACCUUUGUCAAUGGGUAUUACAAGCUGAAAACAAUGUAUCAUUUGAAGGAGAUCUCGUGAGACGAGUUUUCGAUAAAGAAAUUGACAACCAUUAUGAAGAGAAGCUGUUGAUCAGCCAAAUUUGUUGUUCCAAUAUGGAAAAGCUACCUAUUUUGAAGUCAUGGGCUGACAAAGAUGAACUAAGGAGCUACUUACAUGGAUGGCGAAGUAGAUUUUCCCGUCAAUUGGUGUCAUAUGCUGAAAACAUUACCGGGAAACAAGAGCAAAUUGAUUGGGUAGGAGGCCUAGGUAACCACAAAGAUACAUUUUUACCCAUAUAUGCAAAUUUACUUGGUUUCUAUGCCCUUUCGAACUGCAUUUUCAUUGUCUCGGACAAUAACAAUGCCGAACUUCUACCUAAUGUUGUUGUGAUUGGAAGAGCCAUUAAUCCAUUCCUUAGAAACCCUUUGAUUUCUAAUCUAUAUAAGCUAUUGCUGAAGUCACAUGAGAAAAUAAUGACAGAAGAUGUUGCUAACAACUUGUUCUCUGAGAUGGGAAACCACUCUGUCUGGGAUAGUUUUAAUCCUUAUUUUCUUCUUGGUUAGGGUUUGUAUACUAGUUGUAAUUUUAUAUGGAAGUCAUUGAUCAUACAGAGAAGUUGUGUCCAAGAAACAAUUUUGUAUUAGAUUAUUAUAUUUUUGUUUCUUAAGAUCAUUGAUUAUGUUUUGUAAAUUAAUUAAUGACUUGCAACUUGGAACCUUGUGGUUCAUGUAUUCAUUUGAAAUUAUUAUGGUUGAAAAUCAUUUUGAGGAACUUUUUCAUUCACA
Messenger RNA from Trifolium pratense (red clover), 7476 nucleotides. Its product is annotated as thyroid adenoma-associated protein homolog. The transcript has 4 exons. The record is from RefSeq and is a predicted model, not a curated record. Lineage: Eukaryota; Viridiplantae; Streptophyta; Magnoliopsida; Fabales; Fabaceae. Gene Ontology annotation, cellular component: cytosol. Gene Ontology annotation, biological process: tRNA methylation. Bases 649 to 7254 code for a protein of 2201 amino acids.